This is a messenger RNA of Papilio polytes (common Mormon), 1341 nucleotides long. Its product is annotated as gastrula zinc finger protein XlCGF52.1-like. The record is from RefSeq and is a predicted model, not a curated record. NCBI's taxonomy places the organism in Eukaryota, Metazoa, Arthropoda, Insecta, Lepidoptera, Papilionidae. The transcript has 2 exons. Gene Ontology annotation, biological process: regulation of transcription by RNA polymerase II. The coding region runs from base 36 to 1232 and encodes 398 amino acids. Gene Ontology annotation, molecular function: RNA polymerase II cis-regulatory region sequence-specific DNA binding; DNA-binding transcription factor activity.
UUAUUGUUUUCUUGUGAUUUUAUUAAUUUUUAAACAUGAACUACAACAUGGUAGAUGCAACUAAAAUUUUACAUACUAUAUUAUAUUCUAAUAGCAAUUAUGUUUGUUUCCUUUGUUUAAAAAGACAAAGCAAAGGUCUUUUAAGUAUUCAUUCUGAAUUAGAUAUUUCUGAUGAUUGCUUCAAUUUAAAAAUAUCUUUAACGGAAAUAAUGAAACAACUAUUCCCUUCACAUGAGUUUAUAUUUGACCAAGGUUGUGAAGAAUGCACAAAUCUGUUAUUAAAAAUGUUCCUUAAGUUGCGUAAGUACAACAAUAAUAUAAAAAUACUCGAAAAUAUCAUCAAAAAUCUUGACAGCAAAGUUAAAAAGAUAGACACAGAAAAUAAGAAUGAAAUAUUCUUAAACAUAAAUGAACCUGAACAUAAAAUAAUAGAAGAGAAAAAACCAACAAAGAGGCGUAAAAAGUCUUUUAAUUGUACUAAAUGUGAUAUAAAGUUUAACUCAAAUGAAUUAUUAAAAGACCAUAAAAAUUGUUUUCAUAAUAACAAUAGCAAUGCUACAGUUUGUGAUGUUUGCGGACAAACAUUCAAAACACCAACCUCAUUGAGAGCUCAUAGUAAUUGCCAUAAAGAAAUAGAAUGUCCUUAUUGCUUCAAAACAUUAAAAAGCCAUUCAUAUUACAGAAUCCAUAUAAAAAGACAUAAAAUGAAUAUUAAAAGGGUGCGUAACAAAGUAUACUAUAACUGCCUUAAUUGUAAAUAUCAAUCUUUAAACAAAAAUACUUUAGAAGCUCAUAUAAAUAAAAUGCAUUUGCAUAUCAGGCCUUAUGUUUGUGAAACUUGUGACAAAGGUUUUUAUAAAAAAAGUCAUCUGACAGAACAUGUCAAAAUCCAUUCACAGAUUAAAAAUAAAACAUGCGAUGUUUGCGGUGAAAAUUUUUUGUAUAAGCAAACAUUGAUUAACCAUCAACGACUCCAUAAUAAUAUAAAACCAUAUGAGUGUAAUAUUUGUAAGAAAAAAUUCGUUACAUCCGGAAGAAGGAGUCAUCAUGUUAAAAGAAGUCAUAUGGAAAAAACUGAAGCUUGUACAUUCUGUGACAAAAAGUACAGUUUGAGAAAUGAAUUGAAUAGACAUGUAAAAAAUUCUCAUGCUGACCAUUUCAAAAUUGAUAGUAACUUUGACAUAAAUGUAUCUAACCAUAAAUUUUACAACACAGUUGUAUUACCAAACUAAAAUGUGCAAAUAAACAUUUUAUUUCAGAUUUUUUGGCAAUGUAACCCACACUUAUGAAAUUAAAUACUCUCAAAAAUAGAUAUUGUUAUUUAUUCCCUUACAAUGUAAA